Molecule: messenger RNA, 366 nt
Organism: Sodiomyces alkalinus F11
Lineage: Eukaryota; Fungi; Ascomycota; Sordariomycetes; Glomerellales; Plectosphaerellaceae
Product: ankyrin repeat protein
Exons: 1
Biological process (GO): piRNA processing
Cellular component (GO): pi-body
Molecular function (GO): protein binding
Source: RefSeq, a predicted model, not a curated record
GGCCACCUCGAAGUGGUUAAGUUCCUGGCGGAUAGGGGCGCCGAUAUUAUAGUGGCUAACAACGAUAGAAAGAAGCCUGUAUUUUCUGCCGCUUUUAAUAGCCACCUCGAGGUGGUCAAGUUCCUAGCGGACAAGGGCGCUAACAUCAUGGUGGCCGACAACUAUGGAUGGACGCCACUAUUUAUUGCCGCUCUUAAAGGCCACCCCGAAGUGGUCAAGUUGCUAGCGGCCGAGGGCGCCGACAUUAUGGCGGCCGACAAGGAUGGAUGGACGCCACUGUUUGCUGCCGCUAUCAACGGCCACCUCGAAGUGGUUAAGUUUCUGGCGGACAAGGGCGCCGACAUCACGGUGGCUAGUAAUAAUGGA